AGUUUACUCACCGCUGCGAGCCAACAGUACGAACAGUACGGGUGAAACUGUCUGUCCAUACGCUAGUCACAACAGCAGCAGUAGUAGCAGCUGAGUGAAUUCUUUUUUUCGCUUUAAUUCCGCAUAUUUCGCACAACAACAAACAAACCGAAAACAUAAUGUCGUCAACAGCCGUUCAGCCGCCCCCAUCUGCUCCACCACCGCCACCACCAUCAGCUGGUGCUUCCGCUGGAAAGGGCAUCCACUCAAAGGUGUACAAUGGCAUCAUUGGCGUUUGUGACAAAUUUGUGCCCGCUAAAAUGCGACCACUUUGGUUGCAUCCUGCAGGUCCAAAGACGAUAUUCUUCUGGGCGCCAAUCUUUAAAUGGGGUCUGGUUGUGGCCGGCCUCAGCGAUUUAGCACGUCCUGCGGACACGAUCUCAGUAUCAGCUUGUGGUGCAUUAGCUGCCACUGGAAUUAUCUGGUCCCGUUACUCGCUGGUUAUUAUACCCAAGAAUUACAGUUUGUUUGCCGUCAAUCUGUUUGUGGGCCUGACACAAUUGGUGCAACUUGGCCGCGCCUAUAACUACCAAUUGGAGAAGGAGAAGUUGCAGAAAGAAGAGGAGAAAAAGCCAGCUGUGACUGCAUAAAAUUCUAUGCAUAUUGCAUACUGAUGAUAAUUCAAUUUUGGACACGCACAUAACGCAACGCAUAUCAUCCACAUUGCGUUUUAUAUUGAUUGAGUUGUGUUUAAUUUAAGACAAGAAAUCACAGUUUUUUGGUGGUUAUUUGUUGCCUUAAGAAUAACGUGAUUCAUAUUCCUUAAGUUGUAAUUGUUGGAGGCUUCGAGUAUAUAUUUUAUUUACACGUAGCAUUAUUGGACUUUAGAUGAUUUUUGUCAACAAAUAAACAAACAAACAAAUACA
This is a messenger RNA of Drosophila nasuta, 905 nucleotides long. RefSeq names its product mitochondrial pyruvate carrier 2-like. Gene Ontology annotation, cellular component: mitochondrial inner membrane. The transcript is spliced from 3 exons. NCBI's taxonomy places the organism in Eukaryota, Metazoa, Arthropoda, Insecta, Diptera, Drosophilidae. The coding region runs from base 159 to 629 and encodes 156 amino acids. Gene Ontology annotation, biological process: pyruvate import into mitochondria. The record is from RefSeq and is a predicted model, not a curated record.